AUGGUACGACUAUACUUCAACUCGAUUUCCGGCUCGUGCGACUUCCCCAAGUACGUGACCUGCCUGUCCAGCAUCCGAAAGGGGGAGGAUAAGACAAUGACGUCCCGUCUCAUCCAGCCCACCACCACCCCCUACAAGGGCCCGCCACCGGACGAAGAGGGGGAUCAUCCGAGCAGGAAGGGUUACGUCUUGCCUUCGAACGAGGAUCUCUUCGUAACCCCCGAGGGGAAGCCCACCGACCUUAAGCAACUCCUAUUCCUCAUCAAUGACCUUGUUGGUGCGGUGAAGGAUAUUCUACUCAGGGAAAAGGAACGCUCUGCUCACGAGGAAGUCAAACUCCAGCGACAACCCCAGUUCGUGGCACGGUCUCGGACGAGCACAGAGACGAGAGUGGAACCCCAAGAGACAGAAGAUCCUUCUUCCUCCCCUUUCGGAGGGGGACGGGGAUCUCAAUUCUUCGUCGUCGAUCGGCGAUGGGAGGGAAGUGGAGGAGGAGGAGAAGAAGGAGGGCGGUACUUGAUUGAAGGGAUUUCGAAAAUAAAGGAACCGAGGAAACAGUACAACCUGGAAUAUGCGACAAUGGACAGGAGGAAACCACCACAAUCCACCGCACCCCUGGCCAUAGAAGAAGAGGAAGAAGGAACAGCCCCCGUCGAUGUGGACCAGGAACCACUCUUUCCUCAAAGGAUUCCAUGUAUCAUUCGAAGACCAAAGGAUUUCGUUCGUCCGGAUGAGCUGGAGGAAACGGACGUUGAGGAACCACGAGACACGGUUCCUGAGGUAAGAGACAGGGUCCGGAAUACGACGAUUAGCACGACAUCGACGACGACGACAACGACGACAACGACGACGACGACGACGACGACGACGACGACGACGACGACAACGGCAGAGGCACCCCCGGAAGAUGAGAAGCCCCAAGAUCCGCAUCCGUCCCCCUGGGUCCGCCAGCCUUUUACGCGAAGGCCCAAUUCGCCAGACCGCUUCUUCCAACGAAGCCGUCCCCAGCCUCAGAGGGGACAGCAACAAGUGGAAGAGGAACAGCCGCUGGAGGAAGUAAGCCGACCCCUAGAGGAAGAGAGACAGCCCCAAGAGGAAGAGGAACCAGAGGUAUCGUUGAUGGUGUCGGUGAAGGAAACCGUGCGCACCGAGGACGGCCAGGAGAUUUUCUCGAGCCGAGCAAGUGCUAGAUAUUUCAUCGACGACCGAAGCUGCAUUGGAGCCUACCAGAAGAGUACCGGUCAGAGGAUCCUUUCAGACGAGAACCCGACGUCCGUUCGUUCCGGUGAGGAAUCAAACUCCGGUGAAAAGGCGAAAAAGGAGAUCGUAGCACCGUCGCCGUCGUCUACGACGGAAGAAUCCUCUCCGGAGGAAUCCCCUCCGACUUCGACGACCUCCGUUCGGGUCUUGUUGCGCCCCGGUGUCAGAACCCGAAGACCGUUUCCCCCUUCGUUGAGAACGAGGUCGACGACGACGGCUACGCCGAACGAAGAAGAAUCCCCUCCGUCGUCCCCGAGAAGACGCACCCUGUUCCAGAACCGAUUCCAGUAUCGGUCGAGAUCGACCGAGGCUCCUCCAUCCACCACUGAAUUCUUCCACCCGAUAGAAGAGGUGAAGACUUCCAUGGCGUUCCACGUGGAGACAGAGACGGAGGUCCAAGCGAAGACGAGCGAGAAGACGGCUGGCGUCGCCAAACGCAGACGAGAGGAGCGACUGACCGCUCCCGUCGUCGUUCCGCUCGUCGGGGAGUUGUCCGAGAUCGAGAUCGCCGAGCCCAGUCGUCAUCAACCGGAGAGAGAGGAAUCUUCGACCCAGAAGGAAAAUUCUCUUCGCGAAGAGGAAGACGUCGUCGUGGAAGCAGGGAUCCCGACGGAAGGGAUGGAUCUACACGUGUCCGUCUCAUCUCGCCUUCGACCCCAUCGGCGGAAUGUGCAAUUGGAACGAUGCCACCUUCUGCGGCGGGGCCGCGUGAGGGGUCGACACCGAAGUCUCGGCAACUUGUGA
Messenger RNA from Darwinula stevensoni, 2004 nucleotides. Lineage: Eukaryota; Metazoa; Arthropoda; Ostracoda; Podocopida; Darwinulidae. The record is from the annotation of a GenBank genome assembly.